Messenger RNA from Zingiber officinale, 3906 nucleotides. Its product is annotated as translocase of chloroplast 101, chloroplastic-like. Gene Ontology annotation, cellular component: chloroplast outer membrane. Gene Ontology annotation, molecular function: GTP binding; GTPase activity. Bases 136 to 3687 code for a protein of 1183 amino acids. The record is from RefSeq and is a predicted model, not a curated record. Lineage: Eukaryota; Viridiplantae; Streptophyta; Magnoliopsida; Zingiberales; Zingiberaceae. Gene Ontology annotation, biological process: protein targeting to chloroplast. The transcript has a single exon.
CUAUCUUCCUAUACCUUAUCUUCUUGCCACUGACAGAGGUAUGUAACUUCUGUGGCUCUCCUCUCGCUCCUCCCUCUUCGAAAUAAAUCCAUAUCCUCCCUCUCCUUUGAAUCCAAAGUAAUAACACGGUUUUUCAUGGAUUCGUUGCUCAACCCCGCCUCCCUUUCCGCUGCAACGGAGGCGCUUUCUCCGCCCUCUCUCCGCAUCCGCGCGCCAAUUUCGUCCGACGAAAACGAGCCGCUGCUGGUACUGGAGGAGGAGGAGGAGGAGGAGGAGGCGGCGGAGUUGGCGGAGGAAUUUAACACCGCCUCUGACGCCGACGAAGAGAGCGUCGGCUCGUCGGAGGUCAUCGUGUUGCCCAAAGGAGCUGGCUUGCCGAGCAAUUCCUGGAUGCCUAAAGCUAAGCCCUCUGGGGACGGGGAAUCCGAUGAGGAGCUGGUCGAGGAGGAUGAAGAAAAUGAGUUAUAUGAAGAUUUUGAUGAGAUUUACGAUGCUAUGAGUGUGGAAGAUGGGUUGGGAGAUGGUUCGCCAUCUGAAAACUUCAAUAUUGAGGAUGGUUCACGAGAUGUGAUUACCGGUGUUGAGGAGAAAGAACCAGCUCAGGAUGACACUCUUCAAAGAACAGAAGAAGAGAGGCAAAUCGAGGAUGAGGGAGCCACAGAGGAUGAGAAAGUCGAGAAUUUUCCCAUUGAGUUGGGAGAAAUUUCCAGUCCAGGUAUUAAAGCUGUUCCACUUGUUGAUACACUAGAAAAGGAACCAGUAGACAUCCACUCCAUGGACGGUCACAUUACAGAAGCCUCGCCGGGGAAGGGUGAUGUGAUGAGUAGUAGUAGUACUGAAGGACCUUUUGAUGUUGUGGAUGAUAAGGUAGCUGUCAUCGCAUUUGAGGCAGGUUCUGAAAUUGUGGAUGUUCCUGCAAAUUUUGAGGGUGUUCAUUCAUCCGUUCAUGAGAUAAGGAAAAAUAUUCAAAAGACUGAAUUGGAUGUGAAUGCCCCUGAGGUGCACUGUGAUAAUACCUCCGUGCCUGUCUCAGAUUUAGAUGGAUCAGUUCCAUAUGAGCAAUCUCUAUCUGCUACUGCCAAUGAAUCUGAAAGGGAGGAGCUAGAGGUUAAAGGAGAUGAGUCUAAGGAUAGCAAAGCUCAAGCGCCAAGUUUGGUACCAGAUGAUUUGGUUAAAUCAAGGACAUUCUUGGCCUCUGAGGCAAUAAAAGAGAUGCUGCAGGAAGUGGAAGGUCUUCCAAAUGGAAGUGCUGAUUCAAAGUUUGACAGCUCAAAGGACAUAGAUGGUAAAAUUGUCUCAGAUUCAGAUGAAGAUACUGUUAGCAAUGUGGAGGAUCCGAAUCAGAUCAUGGAUGUUGAGGCAUUGGUUGCGCUCUUGAAGUCAGCAAGCAGCUCUACUGCUGAUGGAAGGAUUGUUGCCACUUCUCUAGACUCUUAUAGGAGUGCCCUACAUGAUCUUCCAACUGGCUUAGGAUCUUCAUUCCAGCCUCUAAAACCUCCAAUGCACCUCUUACGAGCUAACCCUGUUCCCUCUUCUGAAGUAGCUGUGACACCCGAGCCUGAUAACAACAUGACUGAAGAACAGAAGAAGUUGCAUGAGAAGAUUGAGCAGCUGAAAGUGAUGUUUCUCCGUCUUGUUCAUAGGUUGGGGCUUUCACCUGAAGACCCUUUGGUCAUCCAAGUUCUCUAUCAUCUGAGCUUUGCUGAAGGUAUUCACAGUGGAACGCAAAGACGUCAACCAUUUAAUAAUAUUGAGAGUGCAAAAAGGCUGGCACUGCAGCUUGAAGAGAAUGGCAAAGAGAGUCUAGACUUCUCAUGCAACAUUCUUAUUAUUGGGAAGAGUGGGGUGGGUAAGAGUGCAACCAUUAAUUCCAUUUUCGGUGAGGAGAUGACUCAAACUAGUGCAUUUGAGCCAGCAACCUCUUCUGUCAAAGGAAUCAGUGGAAUGGUAGAUGGGAUUAAAAUUCAUGUAAUGGACACUCCAGGUCUCAGAGCUGCUACUAUGGACCAGGGAUCAAGCAGGAGGAUGCUGACAUCAAUAAAGAAGAACACAAAGAGAAACCCUCCUGAAAUUGUUUUGUAUGUGGAUCGCUUGGACACUGCAGGCAGAGAUCAGAAUGAUUUGCCUCUGCUAAAAUCAAUCACAAGCACUAUGGGUGUGUCUGUUUGGUCCAAUGCCAUCAUCGUUCUCACACAUGCUGGUUCUGCACCUCCUGAGGGACCUAUGGGUUCUCCCUUGAGUUAUGAGGUGUUUGUCGCUAAGCGGACACAUGCUGUCCAGCAGUCCAUUCGGAUAGCUGCUGGAGACAUGCGCUUAAUGAAUCCAGUAGCUCUUGUAGAGAAUCAUCAAUCCUGCAGAAGGAACAGGGAGGGCCAAGGCAUGCUUCCCAAUGGUGUAAUUUGGAGGCCACAAUUGUUGCUGCUUUGUGUUUCUUCAAAGAUAAUAUCAGAAGUCAAUUCCCUUCUAAAGCUUCAGGAUUCUUCUCCUGCAAAGUUGUUUGGACUACAAACUCUGUUCCCGCCACUUCCUUUCUUGUUAUCUUCAUUAUUGCAGCCAAGAGAACAUCCAAAACUGCCCACUGACCAAAGAGUUGACAAUGAUAUUUUUGACGUUGAUUCUGAUGACUUAUCAGAUGAGGAAGAAGAAAAUGGAUAUGAUCAACUUCCUCCUUUUAAGCCCUUGAGGAAAUUGCAGAUUGCCAAGCUCACCAAGGAGCAAAAAAGAGCCUACUAUGAUGAGUAUGAUUACCGGGUGAAGCUUCUUCAGAAGAAACAGUGGAAAGAUGAGCUCAAAAGACGGCAAGGUUUUGGGGAUGAUGAGAUGGUUGAAGACUUUUAUUAUGAUGAUGCCCCAGCAACUGUUCCAAACCCUAUGCCUGAUAUGGUAUUACCACCCUCGUUUGACUGUGAUGCCCCAACAUAUCGAUACCGUUUUCUAGGGCCAACUUCCCAUCUUCAGGUUCGGCCAGUAUUGGAUGCACAUGGCUGGGACCAUGAUUGUGGUUUUGACGGGUUAAACCUUGAGGAGAACCUUGCUUUCGCUGGCCGAUUUCCAACUGUGUUAUCUGCUCAAGUGACCAAGGACAAAAGGGAAUUCAGUAUCCAUGUUGAUUCCUGCAUUGCAGCUAAGCAUGGAGAAGUCGGUUCCACUCUUACAGGUCUCAACAUUCAAGCGAUUGGAAAACAACUAGCUUACACCAUGCGGGGCGAGACCAAACGAAAGACCUCAAAGAAGAACAAGACCACAGGAGGGAUUUCUGUAACCUUCUUGGGGAAAACUAUAACCACUGGAUUAAAAUUUGAAGACCAACUGUCUAUUGGGAAGCAGUUGAGUGUAACUGCAACCACUGGUGCUGUACGAGCACAAGGUGAUAUUGCUUAUGGGAUAAAUUUGGAAGCACGUUUGCGAGACAAGGAGUAUCCCAUUAGCCAAGGGCUUUCGACCUUGGUGAUCUCUCUGAUGAGGAUGCGUAAUAACUCGAUUUUGGGUGCAAACUUUCAGACUCAGAGUCCUGUUGGAAGACACUCGAAGGUGGUGGUUCGUGUCGGCCUGAACAACAAGAUGAAUGGGCAGAUCAUCAUCAGGAUGAGCACCUCAGAAAAUCUUCAAAUUGCAUUAGUGGGUAUUAUACCCAUUGCUCUUUCUAUGCUCAAGAGCAUGAUAUAUGGUGAUGAAACCACAUAUUAGCUAGAUUUGGUAGCAAGUUUGAGUCCUGAAAAGUUCCACAAAUAGUGUUGAUGCUCAAUCUAUGAAUUUCCAUUUUGUUAAAAACCUUUGCAGGUAUAUAUGGUCUAUUGUUUAUUUCCUAAAAUUUGUAGGGAUGAUGAGUUGGAACUAAUGAGGCAGUAAGUCACUUUCAUUCCAUACUUGGGUUUUCAUUAAUGUGCAAGUCAUUUGGUUCCCUUU